Messenger RNA from Tarenaya hassleriana, 2126 nucleotides. RefSeq names its product wall-associated receptor kinase-like 20. The record is from RefSeq and is a predicted model, not a curated record. Gene Ontology annotation, biological process: protein phosphorylation; cell surface receptor signaling pathway. Bases 142 to 2124 code for a protein of 660 amino acids. Lineage: Eukaryota; Viridiplantae; Streptophyta; Magnoliopsida; Brassicales; Cleomaceae. The transcript is spliced from 4 exons. Gene Ontology annotation, molecular function: ATP binding; protein serine/threonine kinase activity. Gene Ontology annotation, cellular component: plasma membrane.
AAUAAUAAUAACAACUCAAUAUACCACAAAUCUUAACGUUGGUAACAAUAAUAAUAAUAACAAAGGCCAAAACCCCCACGAGCCCUCAUUAAAACAGAACCAAACUCCUCUUUUUUUAAAAAAAAAUCUCUGCCACUAACAAUGGAGAAGCAUGUUUACUCGCUUGUGUCUAUCCUCUUCCCCCUGUUGCUGAUUUUCACCGUCCCUUCCGCCGGUCGCCACCCCAAGGCCAAGCACCCGGCGGCGGCGGCGGCGGCUGGGCCCCCACGUUGCCUGAACUGCGGCCCGAUGGUGGUUCCCUACCCGCUAAGCACGGCCCCGAAUUGCGGCGACCAGUCGUAUAAAAUACGCUGCGUUUUGGGGAAACUGUACCUCGAUACGCUCCAUGGAUCAUCUUAUAUAGUCACCUCGAUCAACCCGUUAACCCAGCGGGUAAUUCUCCAACCUCCUGGCCUCGCAAAUCCAGCGGUUUGCGCCUCAGUGGACGCCUCGAAACAGGGUCUCGAGCUCGACCCCAAACUCCCCUUCAGCAUCACUUCCAGCAACACUGUCUUGCUCUUUAGCUGCCCUGAUGCUAUGUUGCAGGCUCCAAUGGACUGUACAGCAGAUAGCAUAUGCCAUGUCUAUGCCAAGGACAAUGCACCGGCUUGUUCAAAGGCUCCUUUGUGUUGUACCUUCAAGACGGGUGGAACACAAACGGCUUACACGAUCAGGAUCAAUGGUGGCGGCUGCUCGGCUUACCAAAGCUUUGUCGGGUUAGACCCGAGCAAAGGGGUGCCUCCGGGCAAGAAGUGGCCCGAGCCAGGGCUGGAGUUACAGUGGGCAUUACCCAAGGAGCCUGUCUGCAAAUCUGAUGCGGAUUGUACUGUCAUGUUGGCUAAAUCCAAAUGCUUGGCUGACCCAUCGAGCCCUGGGCUGAAACGAUGCUCCUGCAAAAAGGGUCUCGAGUGGGAUCCCGUCAACGGAAUGUGCGGGAAGUGCAGCCAUGGGAAGCGCUGCAAGAAAAAGAAGAAAACCGUUGUUUUUGCAGGUGCUGCUGCUGCUGCGGCUGUGGGGAUAUCACUCGCCAUUGCUGUAGGGGUUAUAGCAUAUAACCGUAGUGACCAUAAAGUGAAGAAAGAAAACCAUAAGAACAUUGUCAAGGAGAGGGAAGAGAUGCUGAGUGCAAAAUAUACCGGAAAGUCGGCGAGAAUCUUCACAGGCCGAGAGAUAAUAAAAGCAACCAACAACUUCUCCAAAGACAAUCUUAUAGGAACCGGAGGAUUUGGGGAAGUGUUUAAAGCCGUUCUUGAUGACGGAACCAUCACAGCGAUCAAACGAGCAAAGCUGAACAACACAAAGGGAACCGAUCAAAUCCUGAAUGAAGUAAGAAUUCUGUGCCAAGUUAACCACCGGAGCUUAGUUAGGCUUCUGGGCUGUUGUGUGGAGCUCGAGCAGCCAUUGUUGAUCUACGAGUUCAUCCCCAAUGGCACGUUAUUUGAACAUCUCCAUUGCAACAUCAAUGGAAAAUGGAGACCAUUGACAUGGAGGCACCGCCUGCAAAUAGUUCACCAGACAGCUGAAGGCCUGGCUUAUCUCCACUCUGCAGCAGUGCCACCCAUUUACCAUAGAGAUGUAAAAUCCAGUAACAUCUUGCUCGACGAGAAACUUAGCGCUAAAGUUUCCGACUUUGGGCUCUCCCGGCUCGUGGAUUUGACGGAAACCAACAAUGAAAGUCACAUCUUCACCUGUGCCCAAGGAACACUGGGAUACCUUGAUCCAGAAUACUACAGGAAUUUCCAACUAACCGACAAGAGCGAUGUGUACAGCUUUGGGGUUGUUCUGCUGGAGAUUCUCACAUCGAAAAAGGCCAUAGAUUUCACCAGACAAGAAGAAGAUGUGAACCUCGUGAUGUACAUGAACAAGAUGAUGGAUGAAGAAAGAUUGAUGGAAUGCAUUGAUCCGCUGCUGAAGAAGACGGCUAACAAAGUUGAACUGGAGACAAUGCAGUCACUUGGCAACUUAGCGGCAGCGUGCCUCAAUGAGCGGAGGCAGAAUCGUCCAUCGAUGAAAGAGGUUGCUGAUGAGAUCGGAUACAUCAUAAGCAUUCUCACGAGAGAAGUCUCCGAGGCACAGUUGUCUUAGGA